CGAAUAUAAAAGACAGCAACAAAAAAUACGAAGCAUCAGUUUGCGAAAUUACGAGUGGAAGUAUCACCAACAAUACUUUAAAGAUGAAAUACGCAUUGGUACUUUUGGCCUUCGUGGCUGCGGCUUCUGCCAAAAUCGAGAUCCCCAAUUUUGGCAGAGGUGAGCUUCACAAAGAGAUCCAAGAUUUCUUGGACCUCGUGCCUGCCGAGCAAAUAUUCGACCUCACUGUUGAAUAUUAUAUACAAGAUGCUGAAUUCCAAAACAUGGUCAAAUACUUCCAAUCUGAAGGAUUUAAGCAGCUGGUCAUAGACGUAGAAGCCCUGCCUGAGAUUAAACAAUUGAUGAAUUACAUCCAUGAUGCCGGCAUUGACAUUUACAAGAUAGUGAAUAUAAUGAAUAAUGCUCUCGGAAUUCCACCUCUCACCCCGCCAUCCUAUGCUAUGGGCCCACAUAUCACCGGUGGAAUUAGGGGAUAUGUUGACGAUGUCUUAGCCCUGCUGCCUAUGAAACAACUUCAGGAUUUGUACGACCAGAAAUUGGCGACCUCCAAAGCGUUCGCCGAAUUCAUUGCGCAAUUGGAAUCCGAUAACUUCCAACAGAUCGUCAACACGGUUUACGCUCACCCCAAAUUCCAGGAGCUCUUGGCACACGCUAGGACUGCCGGUAUUGAUCUCAUUCUUAUCAAGAAUUUGCUGGAAGUUCUCUGGGGCAUCAAAGUUCCCUCUUACUAAAUGAACGUCAAUGUUACAAUAAAAAGUGAUUUUCCUUUUAUUAUUAUAUAGUGUUCACAUGCCAUCUCGUAAAUAUGGACCCCGAUCACAUUAUGUAAACUAAUAAAGAAAGAGCUUGUUAUAUAUGCGU
Messenger RNA from Monomorium pharaonis (pharaoh ant), 861 nucleotides. Its product is annotated as protein G12. Bases 84 to 731 code for a protein of 215 amino acids. The record is from RefSeq and is a predicted model, not a curated record. The transcript has 2 exons. NCBI's taxonomy places the organism in Eukaryota, Metazoa, Arthropoda, Insecta, Hymenoptera, Formicidae.